This is a messenger RNA of Neltuma alba, 1670 nucleotides long. Its product is annotated as auxin efflux carrier component 6-like. The record is from RefSeq and is a predicted model, not a curated record. NCBI's taxonomy places the organism in Eukaryota, Viridiplantae, Streptophyta, Magnoliopsida, Fabales, Fabaceae. The transcript has 7 exons. Gene Ontology annotation, molecular function: auxin efflux transmembrane transporter activity. The coding region runs from base 1 to 1602 and encodes 533 amino acids. Gene Ontology annotation, biological process: auxin polar transport; auxin export across the plasma membrane. Gene Ontology annotation, cellular component: endoplasmic reticulum; plasma membrane.
AUGAUAACAUGGGGUGAUUUCUACAAAGUGAUGAGUGCAAUGGUGCCUCUAUACUUCUCCAUGUUGGUGGCUUACGCUUCGGUGAAAUGGUUCAACGUUUUUACCAGCGCCCAGUGCUCCGGCAUCAACCGCUUUGUGGCGGUGUUCGCCGUCCCUGUUCUCUCCUUCCACUUUAUUUCUCGUAACAAUCCCUACCAAAUGGACUCUCAGUUCCUAUUAGCAGACACUCUCUCCAAGCUCUCCCUUCUCUUCUCCCUCUCUCUCUGGCUCCUCUUCUUCCGCUCUGCAACCUUGGAUUGGCUCAUCACCCUCUUCUCUCUCUCCUCUUUGCCCAACACUCUUGUUAUGGGCAUUCCCUUACUCCAAGCCAUGUACGGCCAUUUCACCCAUUCCCUCAUGGUCCAACUUGUCGUGCUCCAAUCUAUCGUCUGGUACACCCUGCUGCUAUUCUUGUUCGAGUAUAGAGCUGCCACCUUUUUGAUUCGGAGCAAGUUUCCUGGACCUACAGCGGCCUCCAUCGUAAAAUUUGAGGUGGACGGCGACGUCAUCUCCCUGGACGGUCGUGACGUGCCGCUUCGAACCGAAACUGAAACUGACAGCCAUGGACGCAUCCGAGUCCGUAUCCGACGAUCCACGUCCUCUGCUCCUGACUCCACGUUAUCUUCGUCCGUUGGCCUCGCCACUCCCAGACUGUCCAACGCAGAAAUCUUCUCCGCUAAUACACCACUCCAUCUGCUUCAGUCACACCACGCCGGCGCGGCCGAAGACAUCAGAUUCGGAUACCCGACCGGGAGCCCACGGGUAAUAGAUUACGCGACGUCGUCAGAUGCCUGCUCCCUCCAGGCCACGCCACGGGCGUCUAACUUCAACGAAUAUGAAAUGACGAUGCCAAGGAGCCCACCGUUAUGGACGACAUCUCCGGCGAGCGGUGGGAGGAAUUACCAACAGUUGUCGCCGGGGAUGUGUCAGGGCGGAGACGGACCAGGAUGCCGAGAAAUCACCGUGUCAGAGAAAGAAAUUAGCUUCAGAGACAUCACCGAUAUUCCAAUGUUGGAGGAAGGAGGUGCCAAAGAUACAGUGGGAACAAACCAGAAGAUGCCACGAGCUCUGGUAAUGAUGAGACUUAUACUUAACGUUGUAGGAAGGAAACUGCUGCGGAACCCUAAUACAUAUUCUAGCGUGUUAGGCUUGGUUUGGUCUCUUAUCUCUUUCAAAUGGAAUAUAGGGAUGCCUAGCCUGGUCAAUUCAUGUGUUGAAAUAGUUUCGGACGCCGGCCUUGGAAUGGCUAUGUUCAGCUUAGGUCUAUUCAUGGCACUUCAGCCUCGGAUCAUAGCGUGUGGCGCCAAAAGAGCAGCCAUGGGAAUGGCCCUACGCUUCCUCUUGGGGCCUCUUGUCAUGGCUGCCGCCUCUGUCGCCAUUGGAUUGAGAGGACCCAAGCUACGAGCUGCCAUUGUGCAGGCUUCUCUUCCACAAGGGAUCGUGCCUUUUGUAUUUGCAAGGGAAUAUGGAGUACAUCCUGAUAUCUUGAGCACUGGGGUUAUCUUUGGCAUGUUAAUUUCUCUACCAGUGACGCUCCUAUAUUACGUAUUUCUUGGCCUUUGAAGACGACCACCAAUGAUAACAGCAGCUAGUUGUCAAUAAAUUGAUGAAAGCGCCGGAAGCAAUAUGCA